This is a messenger RNA of Penicillium argentinense, 2391 nucleotides long. RefSeq lists its product as uncharacterized. The transcript has 3 exons. Gene Ontology annotation, molecular function: cysteine-type endopeptidase activity; cysteine-type deubiquitinase activity. Lineage: Eukaryota; Fungi; Ascomycota; Eurotiomycetes; Eurotiales; Aspergillaceae. Gene Ontology annotation, biological process: protein deubiquitination. The record is from RefSeq and is a predicted model, not a curated record. Gene Ontology annotation, cellular component: cytosol; nucleus. Bases 1 to 2391 code for a protein of 796 amino acids.
AUGAAGGCGCUUUUCCAUCGCCCCAAGACCAAUGGGGUAAGCCCGCCCUUCCCUGCGAGCAUCAUCCCUCACGCGCGGUGGUACAGCAGAGCGUGUGCCCUCGUCGCGCUCGCGAGCGCCCCUUCGCCCACCCCGGCGCCGGUCAAGAAGGAACCGCAGACUCCCCAGAUGUCCCCGCUCGAGAAGAGGUUACAAGACAUGGGUGCGAUCCGCGGUGAUGGAAGUGACAAGUUUUUCGGUAUGGAAAACAUCAGGUAUACUGACCCUACGGGCCAUUCGCCUGUCCAGUAUGGCAAUACGUGCUACUGCAAUUCAAUCCUCCAAUGUCUCUACUACUCUGUCCCUUUCCGCGAAGCCGUGAUCAACUACCCGCAACGCACCCCGGUCGAAAGUCUCGAAGCAGCCCUCGCCAAGAACCUCCGAUUCCAGAACCCCAAUGCACACCUCGAAGCCGAGGCCCUGGCGGCCAAGCAGAAGGCUACUGCUCCAUCGCCGACAUCACGGGGGGCCGGAGUUCCUCCCAACCAACCCCAAAAACCGGAGGACAAGGAUUCACCGGAAUAUAAGAAGAAGGUCGCCCUGCAGACGAUGCCGAUUCUCGAAACCAAGAACAAUGCCGCCAGUUAUGGCAUGUCGGAGUCGCUCUUCACUUCUCUUAAGGAUAUUUUCGAGUCGUUGGUCGGAAGUCAAUCACGAACGGGAAUUGUCCGGCCACAACAAUUCCUAGAUGUGCUUCGCCGCGAGAACGAAAUGUUUCGGACUCCAAUGCACCAGGAUGCGCACGAGUUUUUGAAUCUUUUGCUCAACGAGGUGGUUUCGAACGUCGAGGCCGAAGCCACAAAACAAAGCUUCGUGGAGAAGCCACUUCCACCCACCGAGAGUGCAGACUCACUGGGCAUGUUGACGACCAGCACCGGCUCAAAAUCACCGAAUACAACGCGAUGGGUGCAUGAGUUGUUCGAGGGAACACUGACAUCAGAAACAAAGUGUUUGACCUGUGAGAAGGUAUCCCAGCGUGACGAAGUAUUCUUGGAUCUUUCUGUGGACCUGGAGCAGCACUCGUCUGUCACCUCGUGCCUCCGGAAGUUUUCAGCCGAGGAGAUGCUCUGUGAACGAAAUAAAUUCCAUUGCGACAACUGCGGUGGGCUCCAAGAGGCAGAAAAGCGAAUGAAGAUCAAGCGCCUGCCUCGGGUCUUAGCUCUGCACCUCAAGCGUUUCAAAUAUACGGAAGAUCUUCAACGACUACAAAAGUUGUUCCACCGCGUCGUCUAUCCUUACCAUCUCCGUCUAUUUAAUACCACGGAUGAUGCCGAAGACCCGGAUCGUCUCUACGAGUUAUAUGCGGUGGUUGUUCAUAUCGGCGGAGGCCCGUACCAUGGCCACUACGUUGCCAUCAUUAAGACAGAGGAUCGAGGUUGGUUGCUUUUUGAUGAUGAGCUGGUGGAGCCAGUGGACAAGAAUUACGUGCGGAACUUCUUUGGAGACCGGCCAGGACUUGCAUGCGCCUAUGUGCUAUUCUAUCAGGAGACAACUCUCGAGGCCGUUCUUCGAGAGCAGGCCCAGGAGGACCAGGCCUCUUCGACUGCUGCAUCGGACGUGGGAGAUGCCGGAAAGACUAAUGGAUAUCCCCUGAACUCGAACUUGCAUCAUGUGAACAGCGCAUCUCAGUUGCCUUCGGAGGACCACGGCCGCUUCGUUCCUAUCCACAGGACCUCAACAGCGCCCCAAAUGAUGCCCACUCACCACGAGGGCCCCGAACUCGAGCCCUCUUCAGCGCCUGCUGGAGCACCUGCCGUCCAACCUCCCCAACCACCGCUACCUCCAAUUCCUGACGAACAACCGCCGCCUUUAAGCCCAAAGAAGAGUGACGUUGCCGCCAAGAAGGAGAAGGCACGUCUCAAGGCUGAAGAGAAGGAAAGGGAGGCACGUCUCAAAGCAGAAGAGAAAGAGCGGGAGAAGGCUGAGAAGAAAGGUCGCAAAGAGGCAGAUCAGCAACGGCAACAGGCAGUGCAGCGCGAAGCCGAGGAGCUUCGAAUUGCCAUCGAACGAAGCAAGGCGGAAUUGAAUGAUGUUGGACCUGAGAAUGGCUCUCCUAAGAAGUCAUUCAAUUUCAUCAAGCGCAGUAGCCGGAGUCUCAGCCAGCGCCUCAGCAAGGACAAAGAGCCUCGCAUGUCUAUGUCGGAUCUGGCAUCCCCGCCACUCCCCGAAACCCCCACCACUGAAUCAGAGGCGGAACGGUCAGCAGUGCCUUCGAAAGAUGCACCCAGUCCCAAUAUCUCGAAUCCUAAGUUGCUCUCCCGCGCAGGCCCACCUCCGGUUAAGGAAAACAAGAUCGAAAAGACUGGUCACACCCACCGCUGGCGAUCACUCAGUUUCAAGAAAACGACAUGA